UUAUUUAAUUUUCUUUUCUUUUCUUGUACUGAAUUUACAUGCCUCCGUUAUUAUCGGAAAAAAAAAAAAAAAAAAGAGGAGCAGCAGUGCACUGUUUCCUACCCAGGGCAGAUUUCACAAACCUCAGACAGAAAGACAUCUUAUGGGGUCCGUUCCAAUUUGACAAACGAAACAAGCAAAAGGCAGAAACUUGUGUUGUACCAAAGUGCAAUGGGUUCCUCCUGAGAAGGAUAGGUUGUUCUGCAAUGGCAUCAUCCGAUCAAAGCAGGCUCGGCGAUCUCGAGUUUGCCGUGCGAGCGGUCGAGUCCGGGAGCCUCGACCUGCACAGCAUCUCCUUCUUCCUCAAUCAGGCUGGCUCGGGAUGUUUCCGGGAAACCGAGAACUCCCUGAACGUGAACAUAGCCAAGAAUGAUGUUCCCUACUUCUUGCAGCUCCUGACCGCGCUUGGAGGGUCCGGGAAAGCCCGGACGUCCCUGAGGAAUACAGAGUUCCACCUCAUCGAGUGGGAACCACAGCAGGUGAGGAGACUCGGGGCUUUGCUCGAGGAGAAUGGGAGCAUUAGACGGGUCGUGUUCCGGAAGAACCGCUUUAAGGGGGAGUGCUUGUCGCAGUUAUGCGAGAUUCUCAUCACGAGGAACAAAGGGAUCAAAGAUGUCGUGUUCUCAGAAUCGGGGAUCGGCUCCACCGGAGCUGGCCUGGUCGCUUCGGCUCUUAAGGUCAAUGAUAACGUGGAAGAGCUGCAGAUAUGGGAUGACUCGAUCGGGUCUAGAGGAGCUGAGGAACUGGCAAAGAUGAUCGAAGUGAACUCCACGCUGAGGGUACUGACAAUUUUUGACUCGAGCUCAUUGACAGCAACGCCGCUUAUAUCUGCAGUUCUGGGCAGGAACCGGGCUAUGGAAGUUCACAUUUGGAGCGGGGAGAAUGGAGAGAAGAGCUCCAAGGUGGUGGAGUUCGUGCCAGAGAACAGCACUCUGAGGAUAUACCGCCUCAAUGUCUCGGGGACUUGCAGGGUUGCCUGCGCCCUGGGGAUGAAUACUACUGUUAAGUCUCUCGACCUCACGGGAGUGCGUCUCAAAUCGCGGUGGGCUAAGGAGUUCCGAUGGGUUCUCGAACAGAACCAGACCCUCCGAGAGGUGAACUUGUCAAAAACAUGCCUCAAGGAUAAAGGGGUUGUUUAUGUUGCAGCUGGGCUAUUCAAGAACCAGAGAGUAGAGAGAUUGUACCUCGAUGGGAACUGGUUCGGUGGGGUUGCGGUCGAACAUCUACUAUGUCCCUUGAGCAGAUUCUCUGCUCUCCAAAUUCAAGCCAAUGUGACCUUAAAGUCGGUAACUUUCGGAGGUGGAAGGACAAAGAUAGGAAGAGACGGGUUAUCAGCGAUAGUGCAGAUGCUGACUACAAAUGAGAGCAUCACCCAUUUAGGCAUUUACGACGAUGACAGCUUGAGGCCAGAUGACUUUCUGAAGAUAUUCAAGAGCUUGGAGAGAAAUGCAUCCCUUAGGUACUUAUCAUUAAAGGGCUGCAAAUACGUGAAAGGAGAUGUAGUGUUGCAGGCAAUAAUGGAAACACUCCAAGUGAAUCCUUGGAUCGAGAACAUCGACCUCACAGGAACUCCUCUACAAGUCUCAGGGAAGGCGAGCAGUGUUUAUCAGAGACUGGGGCAGAACGAGACAGCUGAACCUGAAGUGGAUAUGCUCAAGGACAUGCCACUCGUGAUGCCUAAGAGCUGUCGAGUCUUCUUCUGUGGCCAGGAAUAUGCAGGUAAGACAACUCUUUGCCACUCGAUAUCGCAGAGUUUUUCUUCUCCAAAGCUUCCGUACAUAGAUCAAGUGAGAACGUUAGUUAACCCAGUCGAGCAAGCAGUACGGCCAGUUGGGAUGAAGAUAAGGACCUUCAAAGAUGAGGAAACAAAGAUCUCGAUAUGGAACCUUGCAGGUCAGCACGAGUUCUAUUCUCUCCACGAUCUCAUGUUCCCGGGUCAUGGUAGUGCAUCAUUUUUCCUCAUUAUCUCGAGUUUGUUCCAAAAACCAAACAAUAGGGAGCAGAAAAUGCCAUUGGAAAUAGAGGAAGACAUCCAAUAUUGGCUUAGAUUCAUAGUUUCAAACUCCAAAAGAGCUGCCCAACAGUGCAUUCUUCCCAGCGUUACCAUAGUCCUUACCAAUCAUGACAAAAUCGAACAAUCAUCCCAGAACUUGCAGCAAAUUGUAAGUUCGAUUCAGAGGGUGAGGGACAAGUUCCAAGGAUUCGUGGAGUUCUAUCCGACAGUUUUCACUGUCGAUGCAAGAUCUUCCGCAUCAGUGAGUAAGCUUGCUCACCAUAUUCGAAAGACAAGCAGAACAAUUCUCCAAAGAGUCCCCCGAGUCUAUCAGCUCUGCAACGACCUGAUCCAAAUUCUAUCUGACUGGAGAGCGGAAAAUGAUAAUAAGCCUGCAAUGAGGUGGAGAGAGUUCGAUGAGCUGUGCCAAAUUAAAGUCCCCACCUUGAGGAUACGGAGGCAUGAUAACAGGGAGAAGGUGGAGACAAGGAGGCGGGCAGUAGCUUCGUGCCUUCACCACAUUGGGGAAGUGAUCUACUUCGAUGACUUGGGAUUCCUGAUCCUAGACUGUGAGUGGUUCUGCACCGAAGUUCUCGGGCAACUUGUGAGGUUAGAUGUCAGAAAGCAUACCAAUGGAUUCAUAGGCCGGAAGGAGUUGGAGAAGAUCCUGAAGGGAAGUCUGCAGGGACAGAUCAUUCCUGGGAUGGGCAACUCGAAGGUGUUCGAGAACUUGGAGGCAGGCGAUCUCGUGAGGAUGAUGCUGAAACUUGAGCUGGGGUAUGAGCAAGACCCGUCAGACCCAAACUCUCCGCUUCUCAUCCCAGCACUUCUUGAGGAAGGUCGAGGAAGGAUGCAAAGGUGGCAGCUGAGCAGCCCUGAGUGUCUCUACACGGGUCGACAUCUCGAGUGUGAUGAUUCGAGCCACAUGUUUCUCACACCAGGCUUCUUCCCUCGGUUACAGGUUCAUCUCCACAACAGAAUCAUGGCCCUGAAGAACCAGCAUGGAGCAACCUACAGCCUAGAGAAGUACCUCGUCUUGAUAAACAUAAAUGGGGUCCACAUAAGGGUCGAACUCGGGGGACAGUUAGGGUACUAUAUCGACGUCCUGGCAUGCUCCACCAAGAACCUGACCGAGACCCUCCGGCCGAUCCAACAGCUGGUGAUCCCGGCGAUCCAUAGCCUCUGCCACGGUGUGUCAUUGACUGAGAACAUCAUAAGGCCUGAGUGCGUCCAGAAUUUGACCCCUCCUAGGUACCGAAAGACCCAGUUUGUCCCCGUGCCGCUUCUCAAGCAGGCUCUCCUCUCGGUCCCUGCAGAUGGGAUGUAUGAUUACCAGCAUACGUGGAGCCCGGUUAUGGACUCAGGAAGAGUGAUUCUACAAGCAGGGUUCGACUUUGCUCGGGACCUCUUAUCUGACGAUGACUUCCGAGAAGUUCUCCACCGAAGGUACCAUGACCUGUAUAACUUAGCUGCGGAGCUUCAAGUCCCAUCCGAUAACAACACCGAAGGUCCUGAAAACGUCGUCACUGAGGAGGCAGAUGGGAGAGUUGAGCCCACUUUCAAUGGAAUUGCUAAGGGUGUGGAGGCAGUCCUACAAAGGUUGAAGAUCAUCGAACAGGAGAUCCGAGACCUCAAGCAGGAGAUCCAAGGGCUCAGAUACUAUGAACAUUGCCUCCUCAUCGAGCUUCAUCGAAAGGUCAACUAUCUUGUCAACUACAAUCUGCAAGUCGAGGAGAGGAAAGUGCCAAGCAUGUUCUACUUUGUUCGAACAGAGAAUUACUCAAGGAGGCUUGUGACUAAUAUUAUCUCGGGCAUGAAAGCAAUCAGACUCCACAUGCUGUGCGAAUAUCGAAGGGAAAUGCACGUAGUUGAAGAUCAGAUGGGAUGCGAGAUGAUGCAGGUCGAUAACAGGGCAGUGAAGUCACUGGCCCCGUACAUGACUAAGUUCAUGAAGCUGUUAACCUUUGCUUUGAAGAUCGGGGCACACUUGGCAGCAGGAAUGGGGGAGAUGAUCCCUGACCUGAGCAGGGAAGUGGCCCAUUUGGCCGACUCGUCCCUUAUGAUGGGCGCAGCUGGAGCAGUGGCUGCAGGGGCUGUGGGGGCUGCUGCCGUCAGAAGUGGGGACCGAUCAAGGGAUGUUCGGAGUGAUCAAAGGGCAGCCCAGCAGUGGAUUGUGGAUUUCUUGAGGGAACGAGGGUGCUCGAGUGGGAAAGAUAUCGCAGAGAAGUUCGGGCUCUAUAGGGUGAGGUACAGGGAUGAUGGGCAACUUGCUUGGAUCUGUAGGAGGCAUAUGAGCAUUAGAGCAUAUGAAAUCAUGGAAGUCCCCAUUUGAACAACUCUCCAUUCCAUUGGGCUGUCUGGCAAGUCUACAGGGCUGUAUAAAUUUCUCAUUCUACUCAAUAAACGGUUUCAAUUAUUCGAAUAAUCUAA
Messenger RNA from Punica granatum (pomegranate), 4462 nucleotides. Lineage: Eukaryota; Viridiplantae; Streptophyta; Magnoliopsida; Myrtales; Lythraceae. The record is from RefSeq and is a predicted model, not a curated record.